UCUACCAUCUUUGAUAUCUUCUCCGCGAUUUCUAGGGUUUUCUCUUUUCGAUUUCGUUUUUCCUUUCUUUCCGUUUGUCUUUCGUGCCUGAAGGAGAGGAAAAAAUGUAAAAUCUCGUGCGAUCGGUUUUCGCUGCCGCUCUUUGUUUGCAAUUGCGCGAAAUUCGUGUUUUGUUGAAUCAUCUGCUUGAUCGGUGGCCGCUGAUCGGAAACCUAUGGAUUUGUUUCUUCCGUGUUUUGAUUUCUAGAAGAACAAGGAUCAGAAUCGUUGAAUCAAGUUUAAGGAAGAUGGCUUUAGUUUCUGGAGGAGGAUCGACACUGAACCCUAAUGCCCCUCUUUUCGUUCCAGCUGCAUUCCGCCAAGUGGAGGAUUUUUCUCCGGAAUGGUGGCAGCUGGUGACGACGCUGACAUGGUACCAUGACUUCUGGCUCAGCCAGCAACAGGAUGUUGGUGACAACUAUUAUAGCAACGGUUCUGAAGAUGAUGGGUUUGUAGGCCAUGAUGUGGUUGAAUUGCUUCCUGAUUCCUUUGAUCUUGUUGGAGCUGUUGAAGAAGAUCCUGCUGUUUAUGAAGAACAGCUUGAAGACUUCAUGCGAUUUUCUCGUGAAGCCCAUGAAGAAGCUUAUUACAAACUAACUGCAUGAGCCAGAGAUGAACCUUCUGAUUUCAACUGCAUCUACCACCUUAGAGGCUGAAUGCCACAGCCUUAGCUUGCGGUCAUUUAGCUACUGCUGUACCAUGUUAUUCCAUAGCUUCAACUUUCUGUUAACUCUUGUAUAGCAAGGUUUCGACCUUCAAUCUAUCCUUCUCUUGCUUCACCAAAAUAUGUGGUGUGAAUAAGGGAGGAGAAAGAUGAAAAAAAGAAUGUGAAUCUUUCAUUUACUCAUGUUUAAGAGCUGCUACAAGUAUUCAGAUUACAAAAUUGAAAAAUUAGAAGAAAAAGAAACUUCUUUGUUGGGAUUUG
Messenger RNA from Cajanus cajan (pigeon pea), 964 nucleotides. RefSeq names its product dehydration-induced protein (ERD15) (gene ERD15). The record is from RefSeq and is a predicted model, not a curated record. Lineage: Eukaryota; Viridiplantae; Streptophyta; Magnoliopsida; Fabales; Fabaceae.